Gambusia affinis (western mosquitofish) is the source of this 3756-nucleotide messenger RNA. RefSeq names its product podocalyxin-like 2 (gene podxl2). Bases 105 to 2147 code for a protein of 680 amino acids. The record is from RefSeq and is a predicted model, not a curated record. The transcript is spliced from 13 exons. Lineage: Eukaryota; Metazoa; Chordata; Actinopteri; Cyprinodontiformes; Poeciliidae.
GCGGCCGUGAAGGCGCCGUCUCUCCGCUGAACAUCCAGAGAGCAUCCGCAGCUGAUUCCCCUGAGAGACCGGAGCGGCGGCGGAGGGAGAGCACUGCAGCAGACAUGCCGGGCCUCAUCAUCACCCUCAUCGCUCUCCUGUCCGGCUCUGAAGCUUUCGGACGGGGCUCGACCCAACGGGCCAUCCCGCUCGGUCCUCCGCCGGCUCCUCUGCUUCCGGGUGAGGUCCAAGCCCAGUCGCGUUUCAUCCAGGAAUUAGUCAGAACCAAGCGCCACUCGACCCGCGAGUUAGUACGCGCCCAGCCUCACCUGGUUCAUGACAUGGGCUGGCCGGAGAUCCACGAAACAUCCGGGUCACAAAGCAAACAGGAGCCGGUGAAUUCCUCCGCCAUGAGCCCGACUUCCGCCAUGAGCCCGCCGCCCGCCAUGAACCAGGAAGUAGCCAGGACCCUCGCUGCCGUGGAUGAAACCCUGGAUGUGGAAGAAGUGAUGGAGCGGAUGGUCCACCUGGCGGUGCCGCUGGGUCUGGACGGCGCCGGGGGACACCUGGAGCUCACGGAGCCAGAGGCGGAGCGCCGCGGCGGCCUCGGAGCUGGCGACGCCUCCCAGGAGGCGUCUGGCUUUGACGGGACAGACACGGAGGACAGAGAGCAGGGAGACGACGGAGGAGAGGAUCAGGACAGGAGAGGAGGAGGAAGGGAGGACGAGUGGGAGAAAUACGCAGCGGAGGACAGAGAGAGACGUGGGGAGGAGGAUGAAAUGGGAGGAGAGACGGUCGAACGCGGCGUCUCAGAAGCUGUGGAGGUCAAUCACACGACUCCAGAUCUCUACGCUCUGAUCGACUACAGGUCUUUCAUUCAUCCGUCCAAGGAGCCCAGCAGGUCCUUCCUAUCUGAAGAGCUCAAUUUCAGGCCGCAAGAGCACCGCGGUCCCUCAGUCUUGGAGCUGAGUCCUUCAGAGAAAGAUUUGUGGACAGCAGAGAAGGACGAAGACGUUUUGUCCAGUGGCUACGGCGUCCUUCGCUCCUCAGUCGCUGCAGCUCGGACAUCACCAACAGCUCCUGCUGAUCCAGCCCUUUCUGCAGACUCUGACGGUACAGCGACACCAGAGACCGACACCGGAACCGACUUUGGACUUCUGGGAAGUUAUACCAAAGAUGAGGAGGAGGAAGCAGGUCUGCCACACGCAGGAGUAAUUACCCAGAAUCCCACAGCUCCAGAGGUUGGGUUGGCACCCAGCAGACGACCUCUGCAGCCCAGUUUGGAGCAGGAGGUACACGGGGAAGAACAGGAGCAUGACCUUAAAGAAGACAGAAGUGAGGAGUUGGAGGAUGAGAGGAAGGAGAGAGAGGGAAGCAGAUUCAGAGGAAUCAUCCCGCUGACCACAGACCCGUCCCAUACGGCUGGAUUCACGGCGACCGGGUUUGAUCCCGGACUGGAAGAGCCGCGGCAGGUGGUUUGUGUGAACUGGAACGAGCUGACCGGACGGGGCUACGUCGUCCUCAACAUGACGAAGAACAUGAACUGUGAGGAGUUUCGUGUCUGCGGCGGCGUCCAGCUGCUGAAGAUCAUGGAGCGGGAGUUUGCACGCAGAAUGAACAGCCCUGAGGGAUCAUGGGUACUUUACCUCAGCAAGCCGACGCACCAGCAACACCAGCUGCUGAUGAACGUUGCAUCUGCACAUGGAGUCAUUGCUACUCAGGAGGUGCUGGACAUGUUGGGAGAGAUCAAGAAAGGCCUUGAUAAGAUGGGGAUCCAGAACUACAGCGCAGCAUCCAGCUGCCAGUCUCGGCCCAGUAAGACCCGCAGCGACUACGGAAAACUCUUCGUGGUUCUGGUCAUCAUCGGCUCCAUCUGCAUGGUCAUCAUCACGUCCGGCUUCAUCUACAUCUGCUGGCAGAGGCGGCUGCCGGGAAUGAAGAGCAUGUUUCCUGCAGAGGAGCUUCACUCUGUGGAGAACGGUUACCACGACAACCCCACCUUGGAUGUGACCAAUGACAGCCAGGCUGAGAUGCGGGAGAAGAAGCCGAGCACCAAUGGGCUCACGGGGGCGGGGAGAGGGGGCGGGGACGACAGCAGUCGCUGGCAGGCGUUCGUCAACCAGGCAGCAACUGAGGAUGAUGAAGAGGAGCAGGACACACAUCUCUGAUUGAGGAAGAGGAGAUUUAUUUUAUUAGAAGAGUCUAAAGAAAGAUCACUGUGAUGACAGAGGGGAGAAGAGUAGCCGCGACUAGGAUAAUGAGGGUUGUAAUUGGAGGAGUCACUGAGGUCAAAAUCAAACAUUGAAGCUUCAUCAAUCGCUGCGAAUUUAUCCAGAUGACAUCAGAGCCCUUCUGUUUGGUGUGCCUUAAGCUCUCAGCUCUCCAGACUGAAGCUGCACGAAACAAUUUCACAGUUCGCGACCAAUCACCUCUCCACCUGCAAGCUUUAGUAGCUUUAGCAGCUCAAAUGUUUGAUUACCUGCAACAGAAUGUACCUGUGUCUACGACGGCGUCUUAGGGCCAGAAAAAGAGGAAAUCUUCACCAAAAAACUCAGAAAUUUUCUAGAAUAGUCAAAAGAUUUGACAAAAGAUUUGAAAAAUUGAAAAUUUGUUUGGAAAAAACUCAGAAAUGUUUAAAUUAACCUCAGAAAUUUUCUGGAAAAAAACGUGAAAAUUUCUGAGUUUCAAAAGUAAAAAUAUUUCAACUUCUGAAACUCAAAUAUUUCUCAUUCUUUCUAGAAAUGUUCUGAUCUUAAUGUAAAAUUUUUAGAGAUUUUAGAGAAAAAAAAAAUUACUUCUGUCUAUUUUUGUUUAAAAAGGCUCUAAAGCGCUGUUAUGUGUAUUGUAUGGAUCAUUGUUGUUACAGUUUAAAACAGCAAACUGACUGAAAAGCUGUUGCUGUAGUGAUACAGAAAACAAACACACUCCUGUUCAAAUGCCAGAUUGUUUCAAAUAAUUUUAAAAACUUUCUUCGGCUUUAAUGUGACUCAAAUUCAGUUCUAAAACGUUUGCGCACUUUCAAUAAAACUUUCCAGUAUUUAGUAUGUUUCUGUCCAAAACUCCCACGAUUCCAUGCAGUCAGACUAACCAGAAAUAAGGUUCUGUGUGCUAAUGUCCGAUAUAUUGCUGUUUGACAUUGUGUGUGCAAUAACACCAGAGAUCCACAACGAUUUUGUCAGACUAAACUCAAAGUCUUAGAAAGGCCUAAUCAAAGGGCAGAAACUGCAACACCAAGAUGAGUCAUUUGAAUUGUGCGUCACAUUAAAGGCAUGAAAAGUUUCUAACUGAUCAAGUGAAUUAAAUCUCACUUUUACGUCAAACUUCUGGCAUUUUAACAAGCGGCUGCAGACUUUUAGAUCCACUGUUACGUUGUAAUUCUGCUGUAUGUUGUUUUAUUACAGUGAUUUUACUACUGAAAUGAAUGUUACACUGAGAGUAAAAUAUUUGCUGCUAGCCAAGCAUCGCUUUCACCAGCAGGAACGUCUCUUCAAGUCUGACACCAGUGACUUCUCCCGAGUCCAGAACAGCAAGUUUCACCUAUAUUAACUGUGAAAGAAAAGUUUGGCACUUUACUGAUUCAUUUUGGAAGGACGACCUCUGAGAUGCUGCAUCAUGUUGAACUUAGCCACACACAGAGACUGGAAUAUCACUAUUUUUGCUUUUAGUAGUGGUUUUACCUGCUGAAGAACUUUACUGUUUGCUGUGCAACACUUUACAUGAAGCUUUACUUGUGGUCUGUUAGCCUGAUGUGCUUUUAUAAAUAGUGCUGGAAUGGUU